This is a messenger RNA of Nymphaea colorata (pocket water lily), 1612 nucleotides long. RefSeq lists its product as uncharacterized. Lineage: Eukaryota; Viridiplantae; Streptophyta; Magnoliopsida; Nymphaeales; Nymphaeaceae. The coding region runs from base 187 to 1467 and encodes 426 amino acids. Gene Ontology annotation, biological process: generation of catalytic spliceosome for second transesterification step; RNA splicing. The transcript has 2 exons. The record is from RefSeq and is a predicted model, not a curated record. Gene Ontology annotation, cellular component: U5 snRNP; U2-type post-spliceosomal complex; U4/U6 x U5 tri-snRNP complex.
ACUUUUGUAAAUACCUUGUUAUCGAUCGAGAAAAGAUUGUCGGUCGAUUCGAGAUACAGAAGGAGAGAGAGAAAAAGAAGCGGAAGAAGGCGCAAAGAGGGGAGAGAAGAAGACCAAGAAGAAGACGGCGGCAACGAAGGAAGGGCGAAGAAGGAAAAGAGAAGAGGGGGGAAGGAAGGAGAAGGCAUGGACCUCUUGAAGAAGGAGUUGGAGAGGAAGAGGAAGAGUCUGCAGGAGGAUUUCGGUGGGAAGAAGAUCAUCAGGAGGUCGGAGAUCGAGCAAAAGAAAAUCGAGAAGCUUCGCCUGGAGGAACAGAGGGAGUUAGAAGCCAAAUCCCUUCUGCGAAACAGGACCGGAAAUGAUGGCGAAGACUCUAAUCCCCCCUCCUCCCGUUCCUCGGAUCCCCAAUUUGAAGGUCGAACCUCAAACCCUAACUCUUCUUCCUCCUCUGCAUCCGCGAAACCUUCUGGAAAGAAAUCCCACGAACAGCUCACAGACGAGCAGAAAAUCGACGAGCUCGUCCUCUCGAAGCAGGAGGUAAUUCGCCGUCUCAGGUUCUUCAAGCAGCCCAUUACGCUCUUCGGGGAGGAUGACACUGCCCGACUCGACCGCUUCAAGCUCCUCCUCAAGGCGGGCAUCCUCGAGGUCGAGAACGAAAUGACCGAAGGGCAGACGAAUGAUUUCCUCCGGGACAUAGCGGAGCUCAGAAAGCGGCAGAAAACGGGGUUGUUACACCAGAAGACGACCAAGGAAAAGGAGGCCAUGGAGGAUGAUGAAAGGGACGAUGAAGGCGACGGUGGCCAUAGCGGCGACGGUGGUUCAUCCGGGGCCGAUGUGGAUAAGGAUCUUAAGCGAAUGAAGGCCAAUUUUGAGGACUUGUGCGAUGAGGAUAAGAUCCUAGUGUUCUUUAAGAGGCUGCUUAACGAGUGGAACCAGGAGCUCGAGCAGCGGCCAGAGUCGGAGAAGAGGACGGCGAAGGGCAAGUCGAUGGUUGCGACGUUCAAGCAAUGUGCUCGGUACCUGAAUCCUCUUUUCAAGUUCUGUAGAAAGAGGGUUCUUCCUGAUGAUAUUCGCCAAGCACUACGUGUAGUUGUGGAUUGCUGCAUGGAGAGAGACUACCUGGCAGCAAUGGAUCAGUACAUCAAGUUGGCCAUUGGAAAUGCACCUUGGCCUAUUGGAGUGACAAUGGUGGGUAUCCAUGAGCGAUCUGCUCGUGAGAAGAUCUACACAAACAGUGUUGCCCAUAUAAUGAAUGAUGAGACUACUAGGAAGUAUUUGCAGUCUGUGAAGCGGCUCAUGACGUUCUGCCAAAGGAGGUAUCCAACAAUGCCCUCAAAGUCGGUAGAGUUCAACAGUCUUGCAAAUGGUAGUGAUCUGCAGGCACUUUUGGCCGAGGAAGGAGGAGGUACCACAAACCAGACCCCAGAGGAUAGGCUGAGGCUCAUGCCACCACCAAUUGAAAAUUGAUAUGCAAUUUUCCUGUGCCUACAGCGCAAGGUUCCAUCACAUGUGCGUCUCUGAAAACGCUAUCAUUAGGUGAAACUAAUAUUAAUGUAAAGUGGUGAUGAUUAUUUGUUUUCUAUAAUAUCCUCAAAUCAAUUGUCUUUCUCAA